AUGCAGAUGAGUUUGGAGAACCAGACUGUAGCUGCAGAUCUUCUGCUCCUGGAGGCCUUGAAGGUUUCUCCUCAGUCCUCCGUCGCUGCCUUCCUCCUCCUCCUGCUCAUCUACAUCUUCAUCUUGGUGUCCAACGUGGGCCUGGUGGUCCUGAUCUUCUGCAGCCGGAGCCUCCAGCAGCCCAUGUACCUCCUCCUCACCAACAUGUGCAUCAACGACGUCUUUGGAGCCACUGUCACGGUUCCUCACAUCCUCAGAGACCUGCUGUCGGUUAGCUCGCAGCGCUACAUCCGCUACGUCGACUGCGCUUUCCAGGCCUUCUGCGUCCACCUCCACGCCAGCGUGUCCCACACGGUGCUGAUGAUCAUGGCCUUCGACCGCUACGUGGCCGUCUGCAACCCGCUGAGAUACGCCGCCGUCAUGACCAACAGGACAGUGGUGAAGCUGUCGGCGGCGGCGUGGACGUCGGCCUUCGUUCUGGUGGCCAUCCUGGUGGGCCUCAGUGUCCGGCUGACACGCUGCAGGUGGGUCGUCUUCAACCCGUUCUGCGACAACGCUUCACUCUUCAAACUGUCCUGCCAGAGCGUCCUCAUCAACAACAUCUAUGGUCUGGGCUAUACCGUGGUUCUGCUGGGUUCCUCCAUCAGCAGCGUCACGCUCACCUACCUGAGGAUCGCUGUGGUCUGUCUGAGCAGGAAGAACCAGGCGUUGAACCGCCGGGCGCUGCAGACCUGCGCCUCCCACCUGACCGUCUACGUCAUCAUGAUGGUGUCGGCCUUCAUCAUCGUGGUUCUGCACCGGUUCCCCCAGCUGUCGGAGCACAGGAAGGUGGCGUCGGUUCUGGGUCACAUCACUCUACCGGUUCUCAACGCCGUGAUUUACGGACUGCAGAUCAAAGAGGUCAGACAGAAGAUCAAGGCUGCGUUCUACAGCAAUAAAAGAUGA
Messenger RNA from Amphiprion ocellaris (clown anemonefish), 945 nucleotides. Its product is annotated as olfactory receptor 52N5-like. The transcript is spliced from 2 exons. Lineage: Eukaryota; Metazoa; Chordata; Actinopteri; Pomacentridae. Gene Ontology annotation, molecular function: olfactory receptor activity. Bases 1 to 945 code for a protein of 314 amino acids. The record is from RefSeq and is a predicted model, not a curated record. Gene Ontology annotation, biological process: G protein-coupled receptor signaling pathway. Gene Ontology annotation, cellular component: membrane.